AAUGAGCUGUGGGGUGUCACAUUAACCUGCGCCAUAUUACCCUCCUUAUGUUUACCAUUUAAUUAAAUAUAAAGUACCCGGUGGCCACAUCAGUGUCGUGUUGCCUCGGCGGUCCAGAGCCGUGGUGACGUCCGGAAGGUGGGAGCUGUUUCUAGACGUGGCCAACGGGCUGCAGCACUGACUUCACUGGGAGCCUGUCAAACACAACCAACACAGCCAACAUGGCGGACUGGGACGCUGAAACCUUCGAGCCGGAGGAGCCGAUUAAAAAGGCGGCAGCACCGUUGGUGGACAAAUGGGAAGGCGAAGACGAAGAUGAAGACGUUAAGGACAAUUGGGAUGAUGAGGAUGAAGAUGAGGAGAAAAAAGCAGAGAUAACAAAAACGGAGACAAAGGUUUCUGAAAAGAAAAAGUUAAUGGAGAAGAUCAAAGAGAAAGAAAACCGGCUAAAGAAAAAACAGCAGGAGCUGAGGAAAGUAAUGGAUGAAAAACAAGAAGAGCUUACGCCAGAAGAACAACUUGCAGAGAAAUUAAGAGUGAAGAAAUUACAGGAGGAUGCAGACUUGGAGCUAGCGAAAGAUGCUUUUGGUGUCAGCAGCACUUCAAACAGUGUCACUGGGAUUGAUGCCAUGUGUCCAUCUUCCAAAGAAGACUUCACAGAGUUUGAAAAAUUGCUGAAAGAAAAGAUUACCCAGUUUGAAAAAUCUGUGCAUUAUUCAAGUUUCUUGGAUUCAUUGUUUCGGGAACUCUGUAUUUCAUUGGAAGUAGAGGACUUGAAGAAAGUCAGUAAUUCCCUUUCAGUCCUACUUAGUGAAAAACAGAAACAGGAAAAACAAAACAAAGGAAAGAAGAAGAAGAAAGGGGUUGUACCUGGAGGCGGGUUGAAAGCACAGAUGAGAGAUGACCUUGACUAUGCAUCAUUUGAUGGUGGCUACGCCCAAGACUAUGAGGAUUUCAUGUGACACUGGCUCCAUCGCAACUGCCCUUUCCUCCUCUCAACCCUCAGAAAUGCAGCUGUACCUUCUCAUGCUGUCCAGUGCCAUCCUGGAAAAUCUGAACUAUGUGUUGCCCCCUUCAUUUUGCUUCAAUGACCAGAGGGACUAUACCAUGAAGCAUCCGGUUUCACCAUCUCUUUAUGUUCAUAAAUAUGGAAUUGCCUUUACUCUGUCUCAUUCAGCCUCGACUCACACACAAAUGAUCAUGUAGUAUCUGUUGGUUGACCCAGCUUCAGUGGAGAAAACAUCAUAACUGCUGUGAUCUGA
Molecule: messenger RNA, 1262 nt
Organism: Acanthopagrus latus (yellowfin seabream)
Lineage: Eukaryota; Metazoa; Chordata; Actinopteri; Spariformes; Sparidae
Gene: eif3jb
Product: eukaryotic translation initiation factor 3, subunit Jb
Exons: 8
Coding region: 222-962 (246 amino acids)
Cellular component (GO): eukaryotic translation initiation factor 3 complex; cytoplasm
Molecular function (GO): translation initiation factor activity
Source: RefSeq, a predicted model, not a curated record